This is a messenger RNA of Triplophysa dalaica, 3096 nucleotides long. It is a transcript of the gene recql, whose product is annotated as RecQ helicase-like. Gene Ontology annotation, molecular function: ATP binding; four-way junction helicase activity; nucleic acid binding. Gene Ontology annotation, biological process: double-strand break repair via homologous recombination; DNA replication. The transcript has 15 exons. The record is from RefSeq and is a predicted model, not a curated record. Lineage: Eukaryota; Metazoa; Chordata; Actinopteri; Cypriniformes; Nemacheilidae. Gene Ontology annotation, cellular component: chromosome; cytoplasm. Bases 349 to 2748 code for a protein of 799 amino acids.
CCAAUCGUUUCAGGUGACUUUUAUUUUGACAAUCAAAUUCACUUCCUGCUUCUUGAGGGCGCAAAUACUUUCUCACAAAUGACUUAUCUAAAACUUGCGGUUUAACCUGCAUCAAAUAAUGCUAGUAAAUGCUCCAUAAAUUGCACAAAUUGCUAAAAGGGGGUUAAAAAAUAGUUUAUGUUGCAACUACAUCGGUCUGUUGAACACACCCUUGAAUAUCUAGGCCUGUGAUUGGUUAGUUUCACAGUUAAUGGUCGUUUGGGGCAACGAGGAUUUCAUGUAGCGGAAACAAGAGUAAAGCGCAGCCAACAUAUGAUCAUUCACAACCGUCACAAGUAACUCCAUACAAUGGCAAACGAUAUUGAUGAUGCUCAGGCUGAACUCGACUCUGUGGAGGCGGAGUUAGAGAUGUUGGAACUGCAGAUCUCCGAGCUGCUUGAGAAACAGUCAAAGCUGAACUCCAGGAAAAGCAAGCUCCUUAAAACCUUGGAGGGAGCGUGCAGCUCGGCCCAGCCCUCAGGAUCCAGCAAAGCUCCCAAGCCUACCUUCAGCAAGCAGGACCUACAGCACCAUGAAGAGUCAGAUUUCUCGUGGUCUAAAGAGGUUCAGGGGGAGCUGAUGAGUGUCUUCAAACUCUCCAAAUUUCGGCCGCUGCAACGGGCAGCUAUUAAUCUGAGUAUGUCAGGAAAGGACCUGUUCCUGGUCAUGCCCACCGGACGAGGAAAAAGUCUGUGUUUCCAGCUGCCUGCCCUCUGCUCAAAAGGUUUUACAUUAGUUAUAGCCCCACUGGUGUCUCUGAUGGAAGAUCAGCUGAUGUAUCUGAAGUCCAUUGAUGUUGCCGCAGUCACUCUGAAUGCCUCCAGUUCAAAGGAGGACUCCAAGCGGAUCUUGGCAGGUAUGAUAGAUAAAAACAGCCCCUUCAAGUUGCUGUACGUUACCCCAGAGAAAAUUGCCAAAAGCAAGCUGCUGAUGUCCAAACUGGAGAAAGCUUACAACAUGGGUCUUCUGGCACGCAUCGCUGUGGAUGAAGUUCACUGUUGCAGCCAGUGGGGUCAUGACUUCAGACCAGAUUAUAAACUCCUGGGGAUUCUAAAGCGCCAGUUUCCCAAAGUUCCAUUGGUCGGACUUACUGCCACCGCAACCAGCAGCGUCCUUAAAGAUUGUCAGAAGAUUCUGUGUGUUCAGAAUCCGAUCACUUUGACAGCACCGUUCAACAGACCAAACCUUUAUUAUGAGGUUCGGUUUAAGGAUAAUGAAAACUGUAUUGAUGACAUCGCAGCAUUGAUCAAGGGAAAAUACAAAAACCAGUCAGGUAUUGUGUACGUGUUUUCCCAGAAGGAUGCAGAAAAUGUCGCUGUUGACCUUCGAAAGCGGGAUAUUCUUGCCCAGCCAUACCAUGCCAACAUGCAACCCUCCGACAAAACUCUUGUUCAUAAACACUGGGCCUCCAAGAGGAUUCAGGUGGUCGUUGCCACUGUGGCGUUCGGCAUGGGCAUCGACAAAGCUGACGUGCGGUUUGUUAUCCAUCACACCAUCAGCAAGUCCAUUGAAAAUUAUUAUCAGGAGAGCGGACGUGCAGGAAGGGAUGAUAACCCAGCAGACUGCAUUGUGUUCUUUGGGUUCAUGGACAUCUUUAGAAUAAGCACAAUGGUUGUGAUGGAGAACACCGGGCAGCAAAAGCUACAUAAUAUGGUGGCGUAUUGUCAAAAUGUGGACAGGUGCAGGCGUUCUUUAAUGGCCAUUCAUUUCGAUGAAGUUUGGAAUGAUGAUGAGUGUGACCAAAUGUGUGAUGUCUGUCGGCACGGCAAUGACUAUGUCACAAUGGACAUCACCAAGCACGCACAAGAUGUGGUAAGUAUCGUAGAGCAUGCCAGCAGCAUGGAUGAAAAGUUGACCCCUCUUAAGGUCUGCGAGGCUUGGAUGGGAAAAGGACCUGCCAAGCACCGCAAAAUGAUAACAGCAACGUCUCUGUCACGCUUGGAGGUGGAAUCCAUCAUCAUCCACCUCUUGUUACAUGGCUACUUCAGCGAGGACUUUAGCUUCACACCCUACACAACCCACUUUUACCUGAAGCUGGGCCGUAAAUCAGCUCUCCUGAAGAACAGCAGUCACUCCAUCACUAUGAAGAUGAGGAGGAUAUUGCCAUCAUUUAGCACAGAUGUUCAAUCAGGUGAGAUGCAAGAAGCUGAGACAGCCAUGAUUGACAUCGACAACAUUGCCAAUCAGAUCCCUAACAAAAGUAAAAUCUGUAAGAACCACCAGAACAUGGAGAAACGACUCAAUCAAACCCUGGAAGAUAAUGAUGCUUCAGACGCAAGCGAGAAUGGAAAGGAACCCUCUGUGUUUGAGGUUGAAGUAGAGGUCAAUGUUGUAGAACUAAACUUUGUGACCUUCAAACAAAACUCAACAUCACAGAAAAGAAGACCAAAACGACCACCACCCAAGAACUUCAACUGCAUUGGUGAGGUCGACCUACCAAAAUCAGAUCUGGUGAGCACCCCUUCAGAGAUCUCCAUCAUAUCUGCAGCUGCUGUCGAGGAGUUACACCAUCUGCGCAGUUAUUAUAGCAAACAGUUAAGGAGGAUCAACUACAUUUCCCAUGAGCACUUGCAAAGCUCCCAGCCUGGGAUGCUGACAUGCAUGAGAGAGCCAUUCAAAAGCCUCCGUUUACCAUCAAAGACGACCAUAGCUAGAGGGGCCAGAAAUUUAUGGACUCGUGUUAGUAUGAGAAGAAAACUCAUAGAGUGAAUAAGAUUUCUAUUGUUUGUUAUCGAAGGUUAAGGCAUGUUUAUGUUGACGGUUCAAAGAUGUAUAUAAUCAUGUUUUCAGGAAAUAAACCUUUUUGAGUGAUUUGUUAUUAAGGACAUCUUAAAACUUUUGUUCACAAAAAAACAUCGCAAAAAAGGUUAAUACAUGGAAUCUGUUCCAUUUAAAUUGUUGCACAGCACAUUGAUACGGAUGACAGCUGUUGAUAUGAAAUACUUUCGCUUCCUAACAUUUCAUAAAGAUGAAAAAUAUGUGCUUAAUUUAUUUGGAAUUUAAAAGAAGAAAAACAUUAUUUAUCGUUUUGCAUAUUAAAAUAAAAUCUCAACUGUU